This is a messenger RNA of Magnolia sinica, 435 nucleotides long. RefSeq names its product dirigent protein 11-like. The transcript has a single exon. Lineage: Eukaryota; Viridiplantae; Streptophyta; Magnoliopsida; Magnoliales; Magnoliaceae. Bases 1 to 435 code for a protein of 144 amino acids. The record is from RefSeq and is a predicted model, not a curated record.
AUGGCUCAAACCACACCAAAGAUAUGGGUUUCGGUACUGAUUUUCUUGCUAAUAACCACUGUGGGCAGCUUGGAAGCCAAAGACACAAGGAUGAAAGAGACCAACAUGGUGUUCUACAUGCACGACUGGGAGACAGGCGAGAACGUGACUUCGGUCUCAGUUGCUGGACUUAAUGGCAUUGGUUCAGUUUCGACAAGGUUCAAGACCAUCACGGUAUUCGACAAUGCAAUCACCGUAGACAUAGAUAGGCACUCAAAGAAGAUAGGACGAGGGCGAGGGAUGUUUGCUGCAUCUGCGUUGGAUGACUGUACCAUAGAUUUGAUGUACUCGAUAGUCUUCACCGAUGGAGAUUACAAAGGGAGUACGCUACAGAUACAUGGUUUGGAGAUCUACCUCACGGAGCAUAUAGAAUUUGUGGAGCGUAGGGAGUUGUAG